Molecule: messenger RNA, 729 nt
Organism: Trichobilharzia regenti
Lineage: Eukaryota; Metazoa; Platyhelminthes; Trematoda; Strigeidida; Schistosomatidae
Source: the annotation of a GenBank genome assembly
AUGAUUAAAAGUCUAAUCAUCAUUACUAUUGUGUGUAUUAUAAUACAUUUCAUUAUUUAUGCUUAUACAGCUGGUUUUGUCUUCAUAUCAACAUGUGAUAAUCAAUCUACUAUGCUGAAUGAUACAAUGAAUUGUACACAUUCACGUUGGCUAGCUGCACGGGGUUUACCGAAUGAAUCCUACUUAGUCAAUUAUACAAUGACAAGAGUUAAAACUUCAAAAACUUGUUUCUUUGAAUGUCAAUCUAAUCCUAAUUGUCAUGCCUAUUUAUUUCAGCUAAAUUCAUCCACAGUGUGUACACUGUACAAUAAACCUGUUGAUCGAUCUGUACCAAGAAGUAAUCGGACCUCAUAUCAUUUUGGAACAAGAGCAUGUUGCAAUAUCAAUAAUGACUUCAUGGUUCUGGUAUUUUGUUCACCAUGUGAUUACUGUCAAAAUGUGACAAACUGUAGUGCAGUGAGAUGGAUUGGUCGUCCAGGACUACCAGUAAGGAGUUUCAUAGCCAAUUAUACACUAGCAGUGGUCAACACCACAAAAAGCUGCCUAGAUGAAUGUCAACUAAACACGCAGUGUUUUGCAUAUUCCCAUAGUUUGAAUUUGUCGACACACUGCACUCUUUACAACAGGACAAUUAAAACAGGCUCAAAUGAUCCGAAUAUCCUAUUGUCACAUGCAUACGCAACUAUGGAUUGUUGCCGUAGGUUUUCAGGUGAUUUUCUUUAUUGUUAA